AUGACGACGACCGGCGGGAUCAGAAUCCUCCCUCUGGCAUUUCUUCUCCUCGCGCUCUCGAUUCAAUCAACAGCGCACGCCAGGGGUCCCCCCGCGCCGCAGGAGAGCCUGGCGGAGAAAGCCGCGCGAUUGCGCGCAGCAGCGGACAAGGCAGCCGCCGCUUUGGACGCCGCGCAGUCCGUCGUGGCCUCGCGGCUUGAGGCGGAGCAGGCGGCGGCCGCGGAGGUCGAUGCAGCGCAAUUGGCGGCGCAAAAUGCGGCCGUGGCGUGGAGCACAGCGAAGCAGGCAUCGGACGUGAAGAAAGUUUCCGCAACUAACUCACGAAAGAGCGCAAAUGCCGCUAAGGCGAGCCUCGCUCCGAUAAAGAAGAAGGUGGAUUCUUACACCGCCGCGCAAAACAACGUCAAGACUGCGGAGAAAAACCUCGCGGACGCGACGACGAAGCGCCAGAACGCGGAGGCCGCCGCCGCCGCGCAGCAGAACGUCGCGACCAGCGCUUCCGCCGCCGCCACGGGCUUGAACUCGCGGAGCCCCGCGGCGCAGAAAGCGGCGAAAGAGCAGAAGAAAGCUGCGGAGCUUCAAAAGAACGUUCAAUCCGCGACGAAGGAGGAGAGCAAGGCGUCUGCGGCGCUGACUAAGGCGCAAAACACCCUUGCUAGCGCCACGCUGACCCCGCAGGAGAAGGCGACGCUCGACGCGGCAAACGCGGCGGACGCUGCGGCGGCUCAGGCGGAAGCCGACGCGAGGGCGGCGGAGGCGGAGACAAAGGCGGCGGAGCAAGGCGUGAAAGCGGCCGCGGAGAAGGUCACCCGUGCGAAGAACAAGCGCGCCAAGGCGCAAGCUCUCCGCGUGGCCGCGGAGAAAGUGGCGGAGAAGGCGUCCGCAGAUGCGCAGGAGGCGGAGGACCUGGCGAUGGCGGCGGAGCAAGAGUGGGAGGCUUCGCAGACGCCCGCGCAGGGAUCCGACCCCGCGCCUGGUUCGGACCCCUCUCCCCCUGGCGACGGUGGCGACGGCGACGGUUGCGGCGGUGGCGGCGGUCCCCACGGGGGGAUGAUGACGGCGAUGAGGAUCAGAACGAGGGGGACCACGGGCAUGGGCAUGGCGGGUGGGGUGGACAGGGCGGGAAUGGCGGGAACGGAUGGGGACAGGGCGGGAAUGGCGGGAACGGAUGGGGCAACGGCGGGCGUGGGGAUCAGGGCCAAGGGCAGAGAGAAAGCCGUGCGGCUCCGCGCAAUCGCCGACCAAAAGGCGGCGCAGCUCGACGCGGCGGAGCAAAUCGCGUCGCUGCUGCAGCAGCAGCAAGCCGACGCGCAGGAUAAUCUCGACACCGCGAAGACCGAUGCGCAGGCGAUGGCGGCAUCGUGGGCGCAGGCGCGAACCGCUCUCGACAGCGCCAGGGCGGUGGCAGUGAGCGCGCGCAAGGCGGCUACCACCGCGCGGAAGACGGCGCCUGCGCCGGCGAAGAAGCGGUACGAGGGUUACUCCAAGGCGCAGGCGGCGGUAGCGGAGGCGGAGCGGAAAUAUAACGAGGCGAAGCAGAAGCGCGAGCAGGCGGACGCCGCCUAUGCCGCCCAGCAAGAUAUCGUCAACCAGCUACAGCCGUCGAGCUACGGCUCGCAGGCGGGUUACGCGCAGGCGUAUGGCGGCUCGUCGUCGUAUAAUAAGGAGCAGAAGAAGGCGAAAGAGUUGAAGAAGAAAGCCGACGAAGCGGCGAAGGAAGAAGCGAAAGCGGCGGCGAAAUUAGCGGCGGCAAAGGCGGCGGCGGCGGCGCCGAGCGCGACGCCGACGCCGGACGAGCAGGCGCAGUUCGAGUCGAUCCAGGCGGCGGAGGCGCUCGCGGCGCAGGCCGAUGCGCAGGUGAAAACAGCGGAGCUAGAAUUCGCGGCGGCGAGUCAGAGCAUGAAGAAAGCCGCGGCGCAGGUGAGCGCGGCGAAAGAGCAACUCAAGGCGGUAAGCAAGAAGCGCGAAUCCGCGGAUAAGCGCGUGGAGCGCCUCGCGGCGGAGGCGCAAAAGGCGGACGAAGAUGCCAUGGCGGCGGAGCAGGAGGCGGGGAUAAGCGCGCCCGGGUCGGACCCAUCACCAGGAGACGACGAUGGGAAUGACGACGAGGGGGAUGAUAACGAGGAUGGUGAUAACGAGGAUGGGGAUUCAGAGGAUGGUGAGCAUGUGGGCGCGAAUGAGUGGAAAGGGCUGGGCUCAGCUGCAGGUGCUACUGUAGCGCCGAACCAGGUGGGGCAGCCGUUGAUGGUGCGGGACGUGCCUGUGCAAACAACGAGUCUGCCUGUAACGAGUACUGCUGCCGCCGAGAUGCCACUAGCAGGACCGGAGCCCACACGACCCACGGCACCAAGCUAUAUGUUCUAA
Messenger RNA from Closterium sp. Yama58-4, 2364 nucleotides. The record is from the annotation of a GenBank genome assembly. Lineage: Eukaryota; Viridiplantae; Streptophyta; Zygnematophyceae; Desmidiales; Closteriaceae.